UUGUAGGCUGCUGUAGUGUGGAUCUGGAGUGUUCCCCGAAGACUCACGUUUUCUAAAGUUUUGAUCCUCUCUGUGGCAUUGGGAACUGGUAGAAACUAAGAGCACAUGCUGUUGUCUGCUUGAAGUGUCCACUUAAACAACUCCUGUUUCUUCUCAAGACUGAACACCAUUUGAAUGUCUACGGAACCUUGGCCUGAAAAUGCGACCUUAUAUCAACAACUGAGAGGGGAGCAAAUUUUGCUUUCUGACAAUGCAGCAUCUCUUGCUGUGCAGGCCUUUUUGCAAAUGUGUAAUCUGCCUGUCAAAGUGGUGUGUAGGGCAAAUGCAGAAUAUAUGUCUCCCUCUGGAAAAGUACCUUUUAUUCAUGUGGGAAAUCAAGUAGUGUCAGAACUUGGUCCUAUCGUCCAGUUCGUUAAAGCCAAGGGCCAUUCUCUUAGUGAUGGGUUGGAUGAAGUCCAAAAAGCAGAAAUGAAAGCUUACAUGGAAUUAGUCAACAAUAUGCUGUUAACUGCAGAGCUGUAUCUCCAGUGGUGUGAUGAAGCUACAGUAGGGGAGAUCACUCAUGCUAGGUAUGGAUCUCCGUACCCUUGGCCUUUGAACCACAUUUUGGCCUAUCAGAAGCAGUGGGAAGUCAAACGUAAGAUGAAAGCUAUUGGAUGGGGGAACAAGACUCUGGACCAGGUCUUAGAAGAUGUAGACCAGUGCUGUCAAGCCCUUUCUCAGAGACUGGGAACACAACCUUAUUUCUUCAAUAAGCAACCUACUGAACUUGAUGCUCUGGUGUUUGGCCAUUUGUACACCAUUCUUACCACACAGUUGACCAGUGAUGAACUUUCUGAGAAGGUGAAACACUAUACCAACCUCCUUGCUUUCUGCAGAAGAAUUGAACAGCACUAUUUUGAAGAUCGGGGUAAAGGCAGGUUGUCUUAGAGUUGUAUGUCAGUUAUUAUUUUAAAAAAAAUUUAACUUUUGAAAUAUGUAUUACUUGAACAAUAUAAUAAGAGAUAAUACUUUCAAAACCAAAAACACUGUUUUUUGAAACCUCAAAAAAAUUGCAUAAUGUCAUAUACAUGUUCUUUAUACUGUUAUUUGUGUCCACCUUGUUUUGAAUUAUUUGAUUUGUUACAUUGUAUUCUAUAUCUUGACAUUUUAUUUCUUUAUGAUCAUAUACAAAUAAACCUUAAGCAAAUGUG
Molecule: messenger RNA, 1193 nt
Organism: Peromyscus maniculatus bairdii (prairie deer mouse)
Lineage: Eukaryota; Metazoa; Chordata; Mammalia; Rodentia; Cricetidae
Source: RefSeq, a predicted model, not a curated record